CUCGAGACUGGAGAGCAAAACGAAAAACCGAGACAAACCAACCUCACUUGAAACUGAAAUCCUUGAUUUCUCUUGCAAUUUUCCUGCAGGCCAAACAUUUUCCCGGAAAUGCAAACUCCUGAGGACAUUCGCAAUCUUCCAAUCGAUAUCACCUACUCUCGUCUUGGAGAAUGGUUGGUUGAUCGGAAGAGAAUACCAGCGGAUUGGCGAAAGCGAGUGGCCGUGAUUCGAGCUAGAAUCUCGAAGGAGUUCACAUCUUUGCCUAAGGAUAUUGAUCCUUACUUUCAUACCCUAGAUGCUGAAGGGAUUGAUUACUUGGAGGCUAAAAAAUUAUAUGAGAUCCUUCUGAAGACUUCUUCGGAAAGCCGGAAUAUAUUUGGUCGGCUAUCAGGAGCUGCUGGUGCUUGGGAAGCUAUAGUGCGUGCUUUUGAGAAGGAUCAUAUCUACCUCGGUGAGGUGGCUCAAAUAAUUGUGCAGAAUGUAAACUAUGAAAUCCCAUAUCAGAGAAAGCAGGUGCAAAAGAUCCAGCAGCAACUUGCAGAACUUGAGCGUAGGGAAACUGAUAUUAAAAGAAGUGCUGCUUUAUCAGCAACUAAAUAUGCUGAGGCUUGUCAAGAGCUUGGCUUGCAGGGAAAAAAUGUAAGGCUUGAACUUUUGGAGACUGCAGAUUCACUUCCCAAUACAUUUAGCAAGAUUCUUGAAGUUCUAAACAGUGAUUCUAUAUCACAAGCCAUGGAGUUCUAUUCUAAUUUUGUCGAAGAUGUUCACACAGAGAAGGAUAAAUCCUCGAGGACUGUGCUACUGAAUCUCAAAGACAUGCGUGAAAAUCCCCCAUCUUUAUCUGUUUCUGUGGCAAUUGAGUUAUUUGAUACUCAGAAUGUUCAGUUAAGCUCUCAUAAAAAAGACCAUGUAGCAGGGGACACGGAUGAUGCUGCAGACGGUAUUGAUUGGGGUAUUACUGUUGACAGUGCUCAGAUUGAUUGGGAUAUUGGUACACUAGUUGAAGCAGAUGAUAGUGGCAAUGGUUUGGGGCCAUAUGAAAUUGUUAAUGCCAGUGAGAUCCCAGAGAAUAUUUCAUCUAGUGAAACUGUGAAAUUGGAUCAAACUGUGUCUGAGAUUUCGUGGGAUAUUAGUGUUGAAACGUCUAAAAUAGAUAUUGUUGACGAUGCCAAUUUGCACAAUAUAGGCCUGGAAGAACAGACAUGUGUUACUGAUACCUUGUCUCCAACCCUAGGAACAAGGGGAGAGAGGAGCCAGCUGUUGGAGACAGAUUACCGGAAUAAGAUUCUUGAUGAUUUAUAUGAGAUCAAAGCAUUUCUGAAUCAACGUUUAGCAGAGUUGAGGAAUGAAGAGACUCUUUCCUUGCAACAUCAAGUCCAAGCCGUUGCUCCCUUGGUGCUACAGCAACACACUCCAGAUAUCAUUGAGACAAUGUUGCAUGAUGUUUCCUCAGCCAUUUCCUUGCUUACAAAUAAGAAAACUCGGGAUUUAAUCAUGAUUCUCAACUCAAAAAGAUUUCUAGACAGACUAGUGAAUACCUUGGAGGAAAAAAGGCAUCACGAGGUCAAGCUAAGAGAGGGGUUGAAGGACAUUGCAACUAAACGCAUGGAGCUUCAAAAUUCUUUAUCUUCCUUGUGGCCGAAGCAGGAAGCAUCUCUUGCAAGAACCAGGGAGCUGAAAAAGUUAUGUGAGAGUACACUUUCAUCCAUGUUUGAUGGAAGACCUGUCAAUAUAAUCGGAGAAAUCAAUACCUUGUUGAACAGUGGUUUGUCUGCUUAAAACUGUGGAGGAAAUGUUUAUGUAGGAAUAGGACUAUUAUAAUUGAAAUGGCAGAAUGAGAUUCAGAAAGUGGCUAGUGGAAAUCAAGAAAUAUCAUCUUUCAUGGAAACCUCUUUUAGUUUGGGUGUUUUUUGGUACACCAUUUUUUUUUAUUAAAUCUGGACUUUUCCCCAGAUUUAACAGUCCGUUUAUAUCAAGAAAACAAGGAGUUGAUAUGAA
Molecule: messenger RNA, 1998 nt
Organism: Carica papaya (papaya)
Lineage: Eukaryota; Viridiplantae; Streptophyta; Magnoliopsida; Brassicales; Caricaceae
Product: CDK5RAP3 protein homolog
Biological process (GO): regulation of mitotic cell cycle
Cellular component (GO): endomembrane system
Source: RefSeq, a predicted model, not a curated record